UCCGGGAUGUUAUCGGCCUCAGCUGUUGCCGUGACGCCGGCACAGAGCUCACACCUGAAGGAAAGCCUCAGUUCCCAUCUGUGGGUGGUCUGAGAACCGCGCGACGGCUCUGCAGAAGGUCUGUGACGCAGAGAAAUGACGUGUCGGUGAUAUGACGUGCGGUGAGUGAUGUGGAGAGAGUAAGGUGAUGUUAGUGGCUGAAGACGAACAGGAUUUCCGUUGAACGACGGACUGAACGUUCUUGAAACGAGAGCCUGUGCGAUUUCUUCAAGAAAGGACGAGGAAUUAUGCCAUGGACGCUGAAGUGUUUUCGAGAUGACCGGAAGUAAUUGAUACAUAGCUGUUUUAAGACAGUUGGCAUCCUCUUGAUGGAUUUUACAAGCUGUAUCACCGAAGUGCUUCUUAGAGAAAAGCAUUAUCUUGCUUGCCGGGACUGAUUCUCAACGAACGAGAGCAUCGUGAAAAUUUUGAAACAUUGAUGGGAGAAAAAGUUAUCAGUGCCCUUGACGACACACCUACUCGCAACUGAAAUCAAGUGACAAGACUGGCAAAAAACUGCACACACCGAAGCAUAUUGAAGGAGCAAAGAAAUCUCAUUUCUCAAACCACGUCUGUUGCGGACGAACAUAUGCUCGUCAGCCAAAAUGGUACGCGGCCGGCUGCUGAUAGGCUGUUUGCUGGUUCCGAUAUUCGUCACAACCCUUGUACUGUUUGUACUGAUAAGAAGGACCACCUUCUAUCGUGAACGAGCCAUUGCAGCCAAAGGUGACCACGAAUCACCAUAUUAUAAAGAGCUGCAAGAACCUUCUUCUUCUUCUUCGGCGCCAGUGCCGCUUCUGUCUACAGAACAAUACAUGAGAUUAUCGAACAUCGGACACUCAAAGGAAGCAUUUCCAGGCUUCAGUGGAGACAUCGAGCCGUCGCAGUACCCAUGGAUCCAGCUCCACUAUGGUCACUACCGGCGACACCUGCUGGAGGCUGGCUACGGGUGGGUCAGCCGACCGAUAGCCGCGGGGUACGAGGCCACUGAGAUUCAGCGAGUGGUCCACGAAGCUUCCAUGGUGCUACCGAAGUCGCACGGAGCUGCCGGUACCGACUGUAUCGGCGGCCGCCUGCGCUAUCUGCCAGGUCUAGGAGUCGAGUAUGAGGUGUACCUCCGGGAUCGAGCGGCACGGAACUUCGGGGAUGUGUCCCCAUAUGACGACGAGUUGACCUCGGAAGAGAUCAGCUCUAAGCCAGUGCUGACCCACCACAAAGUGCUCCUGCAGCGACCGAUGGGAGAGCUCGAAGUGGAGUACGUUGGCAGGACUUCCAGCCAGCUAGUGCACAUUAUCCUGCCCUACUACAACCGACUGGAGGCGCUGGAGAGGUUCCUGUCGCGCUUCGUUCAGAUGGCGCAGAAGCCGCAGCCGCUAGCACUCACUAUCGUCCGGUUUUCCAGUGGCUUUCCGAGGAUGGACGCAGAUGAGGAGGAAAACGACCGACAAAGAGUUGAUAAGCUGGUGGCAAACGCCGCGCGGGAGCUGGGAGGCGCGUUCGUUCCUCCGGUGAGACUCCUGGAGGCCGACGGGAUGUUCUCAGCCGGGAGAGGCUGGCUGACAGCCACGGAGGCGACUGUAGAAGACGGGAUCGUGAUGCUGGCCCAUGUCGAUCUGCUGUUUGGGGAAAGUUUCCUGCAGCGAUGUCGAGCGAACACAGAGUCCGGCCGGAGGGCCUACUACCCAAUUACGUUCAGCACCUACAACCCGCGCGUGGUGUACGGCGUGUUCAAGAGGAAGGUGCGCUCGGUGGUGGAAAACUAUGACAGCGGGCGGCUGCACCAGCCCGAGCUUGGCUACUGGCUGGACGAGGACUACGGGGUCUCGUGUCAGCACCUGUCCGAUUUCCGCAGUUUCAGUGACCCGUUCGGCGGCAGUGUAGAUCACGAUCUGGACGUUAUGUUGUACGAGAGGUAUGUGAAGAGCAGGGUGGAUGUGAUACGAAUGCCAGACCCAGACUUGGUUCAGGUGCAUCAUAGGGUAACCUGUUUUAGGGAGAUGGGAAAGACUGAGUACAACGCGUGUCUCAAGGCCAAGGCCAUGAACGAGGCAUCUAAACUGGAGUGGGGUCUGUGGGUGUAUAAGAACCUGGGCGAUACGGACGAAAUAGAAAAGUUCUUGGAGGUAGUCAACAAAUUUGGGUUUACAGUGCCUCCGAAGGAAGGCAUUAUAGUCCCUGCCAAUGCUACCAAGGACACACAUGUAUGAGAGUUAUUCUUUUACAUCUAGUUUCAUUUUAUUUUGAAUUUAUGCUCAAUAGAUAUUAAUUUAUAGAGCUGUUUGUAGCAUACCGUCAAUGCCGUGCAUGAAGUGAAUAUAAUGUCGAUAUUUUA
This is a messenger RNA of Amphibalanus amphitrite, 2371 nucleotides long. Its product is annotated as chondroitin sulfate N-acetylgalactosaminyltransferase 2-like. The record is from RefSeq and is a predicted model, not a curated record. The transcript is spliced from 3 exons. NCBI's taxonomy places the organism in Eukaryota, Metazoa, Arthropoda, Thecostraca, Balanomorpha, Balanidae. Gene Ontology annotation, molecular function: glucuronosyl-N-acetylgalactosaminyl-proteoglycan 4-beta-N-acetylgalactosaminyltransferase activity. Gene Ontology annotation, cellular component: Golgi cisterna membrane. The coding region runs from base 645 to 2246 and encodes 533 amino acids.